This is a messenger RNA of Arvicanthis niloticus (Nile rat), 6159 nucleotides long. Lineage: Eukaryota; Metazoa; Chordata; Mammalia; Rodentia; Muridae. The record is from RefSeq and is a predicted model, not a curated record.
AGGACAACUUGCAGGAGUAAACUCUCCCAGCGUUCUGGGGGUCAAAUUAGUGUCCUAGGUUUUAGCAACUGGUGCCUUUACUUGCUGAUUUAUCUUCCUGGCCAAUAAUCCCUUUGUCUCAGUCUUACAAGUGCUGAUAUUACCGGCAUGCCGUCACCACACCAAGCUUUUAAUAUUAUUGUAGUGUGUGUGUGGGGGGGGGGUGGUGGUGGUGGUGGUGAGAAUUACUCGUAUCUCCCUCUUGUGGAGUUCAAAAACGUCACGGUGCACCUUGUCUGCAGAUUUUAAAGAAAGGCUUAUUUCCUAACUGAUCAGUGACCGCUCCAUUCUUUUCCUUCCGAGUGCUGAAAGGAAAGCCCCUUUCUUUUUCUAAUUUGGGUCUAGUGUUUAAGGGCCUGCAAAUUAGCGGAGACUACUGAAGAGACAAACAAAAUACAAUUAUCCUAAAGAAAAGUUUUAAAGUCUCAAUUUAACAAGGGGAGGGGGCCAAAGAGGGAGAAGAUUUUUUGUGUUUCACCAGAGGGUCUGGAAGGACACACGGAGCUUUUUUUAUGCUAACAGCCUGGAGCCGCUGUGUCUUCCGGAAGCUCCCUGGGGGGCGGGGGUGGGGGGGGACACGGAUGGCUCUUUAAUUUCGUCAGCCUUUGCUUUCCUCAAGAGCAAAAUCUAGUUAAUAUUUCUGUCUCUAUGGUAUUUCUACGGUAAGGUAAGGGUUUACCUUAAAAAAAAAAAUUAUCUUCAUGCCAGUGGGGGAGGAGGAAAUCUGAAGACAUUCUAAGAAGUUGGUUUGGGGCACCAAAAUUGGAGAUUUUAGUUAGGAAGGCCAGAAAGGAUCAAAGAGUGGGUCUUCAGAUUGCUCUGGAGAAGGCUACGAAACCAGGGAGGGUGACAAUCACCGCCCUCUAAGAGGGGUAGAAAGCGCAUAAUCCUAGAUCUGGUGCCGCGUUCAGGCUGGGGAACGAACUUUCGAGAACCCCGGUCAUCCGAGCUCCACCUGUUCCUUCAAGUUAUUUCCUCAAGUGCGGAGUUCUUUAUAAUAAUAUCCACGUCCUGAGGUGGUGGCGAGCGUUGACGACACUCGCUUACAGGAAGCGCUCACCAGGUCUGCUCUUUCCGGGGCUGGGUGGGGCGGAUUUGAGGACGCUUCAAGUGGGCUCCCCAGGAUGCGUCACUCGCCUCUGGCUUAUCAAAACUCCACCCGAGCCUCCUGAACCUCUUAACUUCCUCUCUUCCUGGUAGCAGCCUCGCAGUCUCGAGCUCGGGGCACCUCACGUCCAGCCUGGAACCGAGGGUGCGGCGGACCUGCCCGCGUAACGUUGCUUGCUUUCCAUUCGCUCUCCCGCGCGGCUGACUUUAAAUCUAACCCCAGGACCCGGUCCGUGAGGUCGGGCCUUGCGACGCCACCUCCGGAGUUGGAAAGCGAAACCGCUCUGUUCAGUGAGCGGCACCGCCCGAGUCCGCCCCUGGGGCCGCGCGUAAGUUUCGAUUCUCGGCGAAGCGGAGUCCCGCGCAGCGGCCAGAGCAGCGGCAGCCAUAGCGCGCCAUGGCCGAUCCCGGGGUGUGCUGUUUCGUUACCAAGAUCCUGUGCGCCCACGGGGGCCGCAUGACCCUGGAGGAACUGCUGGAUGAGAUCAGGCUCUCCGAGGCGCAGCUCUUAGAGCUGCUGGAGGCGGCGGGGCCCGAUCGCUUUGUGCUAUUGGAGACUGGAGACCAGGCCGGGAUCACUCGGUCGGUGGUGGCUACUACUCGAGCCCGCGUUUGCCGUCGCAAGUACUGCCAGAGACCCUGCGACAGCCUGCACCUCUGCAAGCUUAAUCUGCUCGGCCGGUGCCACUAUGCACAGUCCCAGCGGAACCUCUGCAAAUACUCUCACGAUGUUCUGUCGGAACAGAACUUCCAGGUCCUGAAGAAUCAUGAGCUCUCUGGGCUUAAUCAAGAGGAGCUGGCUGUCCUCCUUGUCCAAAGCGACCCUUUUUUCUUGCCUGAGAUAUGCAAGAGUUACAAAGGAGAGGGCCGAAAACAGAUCUGUGGGCAGCCACCACCGUGCGAGAGACUUCAUGUCUGUGAGCACUUCACCCGGGGCAACUGCAGUUACCUCAACUGUCUCAGGUCUCACAACCUGAUGGACAGAAAGGUGUUGGCUAUCAUGAGGGAGCAUGGGCUGAGUUCUGAUGUGGUCCAGAACAUCCAGGACAUCUGCAACAACAAGCACACUAGGCGGAACCCCCCUGGCAUGAGAGCUCCCCAUCCGCAUCGCAGAGGUGGCCCACACAGAGCCAGAAGCAAGAGCAGAGACCGCUUCCUCCACAACAGCCUAGAGCAUCUCUCAACUGUCUCACCUCUGGGAUCUGGUCCACCUAGCCCAGAUGUCACCAGCUGUAAGGAUUCCCUGGAGGAUGUGUCUGCAGAUAUCACCCAGAAGUUCAAGUACCUGGGGACUCACGACCAUGCGCAGGUCUCAUCUAAGGCUGCUGGUGUCCGAGGACCCAGUCAAAGGAGAGCAAGCCAGGAGUUUUCAGAGAAUGGGGAUCCAGAUGGCUUAUUUUCUAGGAAUCGUUCUGAAUCAUCCUCAAGUCGAGCUUCUGCUGCCUGCUUUCCUCUUGAUGCGGCACAAAGAAAUGAAGCCGUGGCCAUGAAAAUGGGCGUGCCUUCUGGACGCGGCAUGGAGGUCAAGGGCAAGAAUGACACCGAUCACAUGCCGUUUUUAAAUAGUUAUAUUGAUGAGGUGACAGUGGAAGAAGCAACACUGUCAGAAUUUCUAGGUAAAAGGGCCACGGCCAACGGUCUGGAAGAAAUGAUGUUACCUAGCAACCGUCGGAAGAGUGUGGUUAAGCCCCAGGAUCCCCAGACCUCUGGCAGAAUUACUGACAGUGGCCAAGACAUGGCAUUCCUGCUUAGUAAAUAUGGAGAAAUCCCAGGGUGGGCAAGUACAUCUAUCCUUAAUGCCCCAAAUGACUCUAGUCAAAUUAUGGAUGAGAUGCCUAAUGUCUCUAAAAGUACCACUGGAUUUGGUGUAAAAUCACCACCAGUUACUGGAGGAAAAGAAGCAGUCUAUUCUGGAGUUCAGAGUCUGAGAAGCCAGGUCCUGGCUAUGCCUGGGGAGACCACUACCCCUGUACAGGGCAGCAGCAGGCUGCCUCAGUCACCUCUGUCUUCCUCAAGCCACAGAGUUGCAGCCUCUGGUAGCCCUACAACACCCAAGAACAACACCAGUGCCUCUGUGAGCCUAGCCAGUGAACCCUCAAGGAUGACAUCAGACCCUGGUGAGUAUCUCCUACGCUACAUCGUAAGUCCUACAUCUAGUAUGGAUGAUCACGGCCUGAAGGAAAUCUGUCAGGACCAUCUGUACAAGGGCUGUCAACAGAGCAACUGCAGCAGGAGCCACUUCCAUCUGCCCUACCGGUGGCAGGUGUUCAUGUUUACCGCUUGGGUGGAUUUCCGGGACAUGGAGUACGUGGAGCAGGCCUAUUGUGAUCCCCAUGUUGAAGUCAUUUUGAUAGAAAAACAUCAGAUCGAUUUCCAGAAAAUGACUUGUGAUUCCUACCCCAUCCGACGCCUCUCCACUCCUUCAUCUGUUGAAAAGCCGCAUAGUUCCGCCUUCACCACCAAGUGGCUUUGGUAUUGGAAGAACGAAUUUAAUGAAUAUAUUCAGUAUGGGGAUGAGAGCCCAGGCCACACCCACUCCGAAAUCAACUCUACAUACCUGGAGUCUGUCUUCCAGUCCUGUCCCAGGGGAGUUUUGCCAUUCCAGGCCGGUUCACAGAAGUAUGAGUUAAGCUUUCAAGGGAUGAUUCAGACAAAUAUAGCUUCCAAGACUCAAAGGCAUGUUGUCAGAAGGCCAGUGUUUGUUUCUUCGAAGGAUGUGGAGCAGAAGAGAAGAGGUCCAGACCAUCAGCCAGUGAUGCCCCAGACAGAUGCUUCGCCCCUGUAUCCUCUUCCCCAGAGGAGUGCUAUCACUGUUCCUCCUAAUGAUUAUGAGUUUCUAGAACUCAAUAGCCAGGAUGCGGAGUAUGUCAAAAUAAGUGAAGACUUUAGAGCAUCCAUGAAACCUUUCAAGAUUGUGAAGAUACAGAGGAUAUGGAACCAAAGGCUCAGGGAUGCUUUUGACAGGAAGAAGCAAAAGAUGAAAAAUAAAACUGAGAUGCUCCUGUUUCACGCAGCACACCGGACUCAUGUGGAUUAUAUCUGUAGGAAUAAUUUCGAGUGGGUCCUACAUGGAAACCGGGAGACCCGAUAUGGAAAAGGAAAUUAUUUUGCAAAAGAAGCCAUCUAUUCCCAUAAGAAUUGUUUAUAUGAAACCAGAAACACUGUUAUGUUUGUAGCCCGAGUCCUGGUUGGAAAUGUCAUUGAAGGAAAUAUGACAUUCAGUAGCCCUCCUGCGCUCUAUGACAGCUGUGUGGAUACCAGGCUGAAUCCCUCUGUCUUUGUCAUUUUCCGGAAAGAACAGAUUUACCCAGAGUAUGUAAUUGAGUACGUGGACUCAGAGAAAGAGAAAGGGUGCAUAAUUAGUUAGGAAUGACGUAUGCAGCGCCGAAACCAUUCUGUUGCUGUCUAGGACCAAGCCAUCCCCAGACAGUAGACAGGCUUUUACAUCCCCUUGCUACAUUACCUAACGUCUUAAACCAGCUUCUUGUCCCAAGUCCAUCUUUACCUCCCCAGUACCAGCCCUUCUGGUGUUCUUAUCAUCCUUGGUGCCUUCUGUACCUAAGUCAUUAGUUCUAGAUGAACUAUUCUGUUAGUUUUUACCACCUAGUAGUCAAUAUCUGUUUUGUCUAAUAUUCACAGUGCAAUUCGGGUAUAGAUUCUCCACACAAUUACAUUAAUUAAAAAAAUAUAUCAAAUUGACUAUAAUGUAAGAGGGAAGUAUAAGGUCAUAACUUCGGCACGACUUUACAGUACUAAGAAAUAAUGGAGUCGUCAGAUGCCUACACGUACCUUGAACCAGUAUGAGCUUAUAAGAAAGGAAUUGGAGGAACAUGAAAAAGCAGGAACAUGUGUAGACAUCAGAGUAAAAACUAACGAUACACGUUAUUUGCAAAUGUCAGCAACUAUCUGUACAAGGUAAGAACGAAAUACCUUCAUUGAAAUAAAGCUACAGCACAAAAGAACUUACAGAUUGUCAAAACAGCGGGAAUGAAGAGAUACAUUCUUGCAGACGAGCUGUAGGUAGUACACGAAUGUCUAAAGAGACAUUCAAAACUCGAAUAGGGCGCAGAGUGAUUUCUUAUUGUGAGGAACUGCCCAGUGUAUUGAAAAAUGCAUAGUUGGCUCUCACAUGCUAAAUGCCAGUGGUGCCCUCCUUUGCCCGAAGUCAUGACAACCACAGACCCUACUAGACCUGUCCAUCCUUUUAAAGGUACAUCUUUUAUAACAUCCUUUGCCAUCUUGAGAUGAUUUAUAGGUAAUCUAAUCUACAUUUAAGUUUAUUCAGACUUAAUUUAGUGCCCUACUUAUGUUAUAAAUGGAAACUUAGAAAGUCAGAACUCUGGGAAGGAUACAAACUGUAAGUGCUCAGGCAUGACUAUGCUAUCAGCUACGAAACAUGUUAACUCUCACUAGGAAUACGUUUGGCUUAAGAGUCCAGCAGGGCUAACAUCUGAGCUGAAUGAAGUACAGGAAAAUGAAAGAUGAAAGGGAUGUGUGACAGAAUGCAGUAUUAGGGUACACCACAGCAGACUCCGUACCUUAUCUAUGGUGAAGGAAAGGGCGCAGUCACUUUGAUUGAAAUGAUAGAUAAUAAGACAGGACAAAUUACAGUCUGUCUCAGAGGAAUCCAAGGAUUCUUUCUCAGACAUGUUGUAGGUCCUGCAUAAAUGUCCAACAGGACAUUAGCCAGUCGUAAAGGUGCAGAACGGUUUGUGUGUGGGACUGACCCAUCCACACACAGCAGGGCGCUUGUUCUGCCUCAGGCUGCAUCUACUCAGUGCCGUUAAUAAACUUCAGAUACAAAGCCAACAACCAUCACUCUCCAGUAUACUACAUUGGGGACCACUGAUCUAGUUAAUGGUAGUACUCUUAGAUAAUUCAAUUGUUAUUUCCAUUGUUUUACUACAGAAUAAACCAGAUCCUUGCUUCUCAAGCCCCUGGUUUUUAAAAAUGCUAUGUUCCUUGAUUUAUAAUCUUUCUUGUUUGCUCAAUAAAAAGAAAAAAGUAAUUUGA